Messenger RNA from Hyla sarda, 1331 nucleotides. RefSeq lists its product as uncharacterized. NCBI's taxonomy places the organism in Eukaryota, Metazoa, Chordata, Amphibia, Anura, Hylidae. Bases 42 to 1331 code for a protein of 429 amino acids. The transcript has 6 exons. The record is from RefSeq and is a predicted model, not a curated record. Gene Ontology annotation, biological process: regulation of DNA-templated transcription.
CCAGGAUCCUCUGCUGAUAUCUUCUAUAUAAGAGAAUUCUCAUGGAUGACCCAUCAACCAUGGAGAGAGACAGGAACAAGAUGGCCAACAGGAUCAUAAACCUCACCCUACAGAUACUCUUCCGGCUUACUGGAGAGGAUUACACAGUAGUGAAGAAGUCCUCUAGUGGGCGCUGUCGGGCCCCUGUGUGUGAAGGAUGGGGAAGAACCCUGAGCCCAAUCCCGGGGCCCCCACCUCACUCCCUGAUACAUGAGGAAAUGGAUGAACAGAAGAUCCUAGAACUCAUCAACAAGAUGAUGGAGCUGCUGACUGGAGAGGUUCCUAUAAGGUGUCAGGACGUGGCGGUCUAUUUCUCCAUGGAGGAGUGGGAGUAUGUAGAAGGACACAAGGAUCAGUACAAGGAUCAGGUCAUGAUGGAGGAUCAGCAGCCCCUCACAUCACCAGUCAAAUCCAGUAAGAAAACAGCACCAGAGAGGUGUCCCCGUCCUCUUGAUGAGCAGAAUAUGGAGGACAUUCCUUUAGGGAAAGGUCUGAUCUAUAUUAAUGCUACAGAUAUAAAGGAAAAAGAAGAGACGGAUGUGAGUGGUGAUGAGCAGUAUAAGGUGGACAAUGACAUUCCUACAGGGAAAGAUCUGAUCUAUAUUAAUGCUACAGACAUAAAGGAAGAAGAGACAGAUGUAAGUGGCAAUGAGCAGUAUGAGGAGAACAUUCCUACAGGAAAAUAUCUGAUCUAUAUGAACGCUACACACAUAAAGGAAGUAAAAGAGACAGAUGUAAGCGGUGAUGAGCAGUAUAAGGAGGACAUUCCUACAGGGAAAGAUCUGAUCUAUAUUAAUGCUACAGACAUAAAGGAAGAAGAAGAGACAGAUGUGAGCGGUGAUGAGCAGUAUAAGGAGGACAUUCUUACGGGUAACCACCCAGAUUCUUGUAGCAGGAGAUCAGAGGAGAAUCUUAUAUCUUCAGAUUAUAAAGCAGAUGAUGAUAUCACACAAGAUACAUAUGAAGAACAUUCCAUUAUCCCAGAUACACCCUCAGCCCUUCACAGCCAAGAUCUGUCAUCUCAUCCUUAUAUACAGGUCCUGUCUUCUCAGUCAUCACAGGAUGUUCAGCAAAAAGAAAGUCAUAGAAGGGGUGUUAUACAUAAAAGAGCUCAAAGAGGAAAGAAGCCAGUUUCAUGUUCAGAAUAUAUGACCUCUACGGACAGAGACACUCGUAAUACACUAUGCGAGCUGGCAUAUGACAACAUACCCAGCACCAGUCCCACCCGGUCUGAGGUAUCCCCAUUCAGAGGUGGUAACCCGUCUAAAUUCUGUCCGUCCGCCCCAGCGUGA